Anopheles maculipalpis is the source of this 1401-nucleotide messenger RNA. RefSeq names its product cell division control protein 6 homolog (gene Cdc6). Gene Ontology annotation, molecular function: DNA replication origin binding; ATP hydrolysis activity. Gene Ontology annotation, cellular component: nucleus. NCBI's taxonomy places the organism in Eukaryota, Metazoa, Arthropoda, Insecta, Diptera, Culicidae. Bases 1 to 1398 code for a protein of 465 amino acids. The transcript has 2 exons. The record is from RefSeq and is a predicted model, not a curated record. Gene Ontology annotation, biological process: cell division; DNA replication initiation; mitotic DNA replication checkpoint signaling.
AUGCAUCGCAGGACGCGUCUCAGCUUACGGUCCACCUCGAUCAACGACAAGGAAAACGAAAAUGAACAGACACAGCUGCAAACAUCGGCACGAAAACGUCGAUCAACAAGGGUACCGCCGGUAGCUAAAGAGGAAGACUCGGAAGAGGAAUUGGCUGUACAUUCGCCGAAAAAAGCUGCCCGCAAACCUGGCCGUUCACGGCCGUCGAUCGUGCUGCAUGGUGAAGAGUUGGAAAAUGAAUCAAAAGUGGCCCCGGAUGCGAACGGGAAGCUUCCGGAGCGUGAGAAAGAAUACGAUGAGCUGGUGGCGUACGUUGAGAAUGUUUUGAGUUCCAAUGGGUCGGGCAGUUUGUACAUUAGUGGCCCACCGGGAACAGGUAAAACGGCAACGCUCCAGCGAAUACUGAACUAUCCGCCGUUUGUAAAGAAGCUUAAGCCCGUCUACAUAAACUGCACCUCAAUCAAGAGCGUCGGUAGCAUCUACAAGAAGAUCUCGGAAGAGCUAGACCUGAGGGUGUCCGGAACGACGGAGAAGCUGUACCAGGCUGCAAUAGAGACGCAUUUGGAGCGAAAGCACAAAACUAUCAUGCUGGUGCUGGAUGAAAUCGAUCAGCUAUCGAGCAGCAAGCAAACGAUCCUUUACAGCAUCUUCGAAUGGCCAGCCCGACCGACAGCUCGGCUCAUCCUGAUUGGAAUCGCAAACGCGCUUGAUCUCACCGAUCGUCUACUUGCCCGGUUGCAGGCCCGCUGCGAGCUGAAACCACACCUGAUACAGUUCCUCCCGUACACGAAGCAACAAAUUGUGGCUAUCCUAAAGGCCAGCCUGGCAGAAACCGACUCACUGUCACGAUUCCCGGAAGCGGCCCUCGGUUUGCUUGCUGCCAAAGUCGCUUCCACAUCGGGUGACAUCCGGCGGGCGCUGUUCAUUGCCAGGCGGUUAGUCGAAAGUGCCAAAAAGGAGGAUCGCACAACAAAAUCGGACACACCGACGGUCGUUAGCAUGGGACAGGUAAUGACGGUACUGAAGCAGGUGUACGGUGCAUCACAAACACUCAGCAAUGAUCUCGAGGAAGGUUUCCCACUGCAACAGAAGCUGCUGAUCUGCUCGUUGAUGUUGUUGCUAAAGCAUGGGAAGAAUAAGGACAUUACGGUGGGGAAGCUGCACGACGUGUACAAAACGAUCUGCACCAAGCGCAAUAUACAGGCGGUAGAUCAGACGGAGUUUAUCAGUCUCUGUACGCUGGUCGAAACGCGAGGAAUUAUGCGACUGCAGGGCAAGAAGGAACCACGGAUGCACCGGGUGUGUUUGCAGUGGGACGAGGAAGAGGUCAGCACGGCUCUGAACGAUAAGCAGCUCAUAGCGAGUAUCAUCAGUGAUGUGUCCUGUUUGGCGAAGUAGCGA